Plasmodium gallinaceum is the source of this 1500-nucleotide messenger RNA. Its product is annotated as RNA pseudouridylate synthase, putative. Gene Ontology annotation, molecular function: pseudouridine synthase activity; RNA binding. The record is from RefSeq and is a predicted model, not a curated record. The transcript has a single exon. Gene Ontology annotation, biological process: pseudouridine synthesis. Lineage: Eukaryota; Apicomplexa; Aconoidasida; Haemosporida; Plasmodiidae. The coding region runs from base 1 to 1500 and encodes 499 amino acids.
AUGUUAGUAAAUUACAUUAGAUUAAAACUUAGAAGAUGUAAUAAUAAUUUAAAUAACUUCAAAAAUUUUUAUAGAUAUAUAAGUGAUGAUAUAAAAGAGGAAAUAGUAACACAUAGUUAUAAUAAAAAAGAAUAUGAAAAAAAUAUAGAUAUAUCAGAACAGUGUAAAAGUUAUAUUGAUUUAAAACAGAAAAUAUUUUAUGACUAUUUAUCCAAAAAAACUUUAACUUUUAUAAAAAAAAAGACAAUAAAAGAUAGUAAAAAAAAUAAUGACGAUAAAAAAAAAUUAAUUGAAAAUGGUAGUUUAAUUGAUUAUAUAAAUAAAGAAAAAGAAAUUUGUGAAAAUGAUGAAAAUUUAUCUGUAGAAUAUUUGAGUGAAUAUAAAAAAUUGAAUAAAAUAUUAAAUAAAAAUGGAAAAAUUGAAGAUGAGAAAAAUAAAACAACGAUAAGUAACGAAAAAAUUAAAAAAAAAGAUGGAAUGACUUUAAAAAAAAUAGGAAAAGAGAAAAUAAAUAAAGACACUAAAAAAAAUAUUAAAAAAAGUUACUGUGAAGAAAUAAAAAGAGAUGAUAUAUAUGUGAAUAAUAAUGAAAUAAAAAAUGUAAAAAAGUGUGAAACACCUAAUGAAAUUUUUUUAAGCAUUAAUAACUCACCAAAUACUAUUAGUAAUGAUUUAAUUAAUAUAUAUAUAGAUAAUAGCAAAUAUUUUACUUUCUAUGAUGAGCAAAAAGAAAUUAAAGAAAUGAAAUUAAAUCAAUAUUGUUCGCAUUAUGGUAUAUGUAGUUCGAGGUUUGCAUUUAAAAAUUUGAAAAAUGGGAUUUUAAAAGUUAAUGACAAAAUAAUUUAUGAAAAUGUUAAUGUUUGUUUACAUAAAGAUAAAAUUGAACUAACAAAAAGAGGAGAAGAAUUACUAAAAAAUAAAAUAACAAUUAUUAUAAAUAAACCUAAAAACUAUUUAUCACUAUCAACAGAUAUUAAAUCAAAUAAGAAACUACUAGUAAGGAAUUUAAUUAGAAAUGAAAAUAAAUAUGUUGAAGAAGAUCAUAAAUGUAUGAGUUAUUUUAUAUAUAAAAAUGUAAAUAUUGAAAAAGUUAAUAAUUUAUAUGUAUGUGGUAGGUUAGAUGCUAAUUCAAGUGGCUUGCUAAUUUACACACAAAAUACUUUAUCACAUAAUUAUUUAUUGAAUAAAUAUAAAUAUAAAAUUGAAAAAGAAUACAUAAUUACAACACAUAAUGAAAUAAAAGAAAUAAAUUUAAAGUUAUUACGUCAAAAUUUAUAUAUUGAUGGUAAACUAAUUUAUAAAUGUCACAUAAAAUAUAUAGAUGGUUUUACACUUAUAUUUAAAUUGUAUCAAGGAUUUCAUAAAAUUAUAAGAAAAAUUUGCCUACUCUCAAAUAUUAAAAUUAAAUCUUUACAUAGAGUAAAAAUAGGUAACAUUCAUUUAAAUAACUUACCUACUGGAAAAUGGAGAUUUCUUAUGCCUAAUGAAUCUUUUUUUUAA